GGAAAAUUUUUCGCCUCUUGCUUUUCCCUGAAGGCUGCUUCAUUCCGACCAAGCAAGAGAGUGGGAGCCAUGUCCGCGCCGCAGCAGAGAUCCCGCGGGCCGAAGGGCUCUUUCCGUCCCCACGCAAGAUAUGUUCCGAAAACAGAUAUCGCCUCGUCGGCCCCCGCCAACGCCGCGGUCGCUGCCACCAGCUCUCAGUCUGCAUCCAACGAUAGGAAGCCCGCCCCGCCUCUCACCACAUCACUGAGGUCGACUGCCACGGCGAAGCCUUCAACAGAAAAUAAAGUCGAUGGAAGAAUCGUAGGAAGCAGUUUCGUGAGAUACUUGCCCCAGGACGAGGCGGUGGCUUCAGGCCUUGGGGCUGAUGCUGGCGGAUUGGAUGCUGUGGAGUCGCAGGCAGUUGUUGAUUUUCUCAACGACGAACUAUGCCGUCUCCUCAAGAUGAAACCUAGGGAUUUUUGGAAAGACGUGGCGAAGAACGAAUCGCUGCAUCAGUUUCUAGAUAGUUAUUUGCAGUUCAGGAGUAGAUGGUAUGAUUUCCCGCAUCGUGGCUCCAGGGGAAUGGUCGCAGGCGUCAUUGUUGGAGAAGCUGAUUUAUGCCGUCGAGUUUUUUUGGUCCUCUAUCGGAUAUCCUCCAAUAGAGAUCCAGAGGCUCUUGCCAUUGAUGGCCUCAGCGUAAAAGAUCAUACUGCCCUUUUACAGGAAAAGAAACUGUUGGACCUACCAAAAUUAUUGGAUAUAUGUGCCAUCUAUGGACAUGAAAAUGGGGAGCUCAUUAAGUCAUUGGUUACAAAUGCCAUAAAAGUUCAGCCGCAAUUUGUACACAACCUAGGGGGCGUGGUAUCCCAUUUUCUAAACAUAGUUCAUACAAUGUAUGAGCGCUGCAACACAUCACUAGAGGUGCUGGCUUCCUGUGGAAGCGAUGGAGGCCGCGGGUUCAUGCAACUAUCCAAUGAUUUUUUGGAGGUAAUGGAUUUCAUAAAUGAUGCCAUCAUGACGUUUGAUGCAUUUGCUGAUGCAUAUAGGCCAGCAGCCUUGCAUUUCUCUGUUUCGUUUGAAACAAGUUAUGGACAUGAAGAGCUACUCAACACCCUUGCUAGGUUGCAUGAUUCAUUGAUCCCAUCCAUGCUACGUGGAUUUUCACUUUUUUCCAAUACCAGAGAAGUUGAUGGACAAAAAGUUUCUGGUGGAGGAAUUCCUGAUAUUUUUCUUAGCCUUAAAAUGUUGUCAACAAGGAUAGUCAAGUUUGGUUGGAAGUUGCUGGACUUCUGUUAUUUGCAUGGUGAGCAUACUGAUGACAAUCUUCUUCAGAGUACUUCAAAAGUGUUUCCGGCUAGUGUUGAGGAUCCUUCUAUAAGGGGCGACAUUUUAGUUCAAACCUUGAAAGAGAUAAAUGGAGAGGCCCAAAAUCAUCUUGAGUAUCAUGACCUUGGAACUUUUACUGAAAACAUUGAAAAGAACUACAAAAUAUUCAGCCAAAUCGACAGUCUUUGUAGUCAAGGAUGGAUUUCAUUGGAUGAACAACAGCUGCAAUACUUGUCACGAAUUCUGAAUCCAUCAUCUUCUUUUAGAUCUUCUGCAAGUGCACCGGUGGUGCCAAUCACUUCUCAUGUUAACCAGGUGCAAGUGGAUGAAGAUGCAGUACUUUUAGAUUCAAAAAUCAGCCAAAUAAAAGAUUUAUUUCCAGACUAUGGGAGAGGAUUCCUUAAGGCUUGCCUUGAAAUCUAUAACCAUGACACAGAAGAGGUGAUUCAAAGGAUUUUAGAAGGAACGCUCCAUGAAGAUCUGUCAUCUCUUGAUACUUCGGUGGAGCAGAUUCCACAAUCUAAUCAGAUUUCACAAAAUGUGAAUGAUAAAGGAAAAGCAGUUGUGGUAGAUCAGUCUUCAUCGCAAAAGAAUCCAAUUUCUGCUCAGCUUGAUCUCAAAAGAGAAGUUGCAGGUGGCUCUUCAACUUUUCAGUCUUCUUUUGGUCGAUUCACCAGGAAGUCAAAGAGUGAUACGCUUGAUUCUGAAGUCUUGGACUCAAGUUCUUCAGGCGAUGCGGUACGAUCAGCCAUUCUAGCGGCGGAGUUCGAGUAUGAAGAUGAAUAUGAUGAUUCUUUUGAUGAUUUGGGUUUGAGUGUAGUGGAAUCUGGUUUUGUGGAUGCAGAAAAUUUAAGCGAUAGGAUUAAUUCAUCGUCAGGGAAAUCAACAGAAACUGAUCAAAGUUCUAGUUCAAGAUGGAAUUCACAGAAGAAGCCAUUGUUUUAUGUCAAGGAUGGAAAAAACUACAGCUACAAGGUCUCUGGUUCUGUGGGUGUAGCGAGUGCUAAAGAUGCAGCUAUAUGGAAUCAAUCGCAGAAAGAGCUCAUACAUGGCCUUGGUCGUGGAGGAAAUCUACCUCUUGGAGCUGUUAAAAAAUUGGAAGAUUCUGAUGAAGAAGAUGAACAAGUCUCCGUUCCUGCAGAAAAUUCAGGCAGAGGGAGCUCUGGUUUUCGAGGAAGAGGAGGAGGGAGGAGAGGUGGUGGUGGUGGUGGUGGUGGAAAUCAUUAUAGGAAGGACAGAGCAAUGAAAAAACAUUUUGCAGGGUUGGGUGGCUAUUGAAUGCUCUCUCUCUUUUCCUCUAUAUAUUUUUCCUAUUUCCUGCAAGCUGCAGAAAUCUUGCAUGCUAAUGGAGCGGAAAGCAGAUACUUUGGGAUGAGCUUAUUUGAGUUCUUUCUCAUCACAGUUAUACAGCAUGUAAUGAAUCUUCCUUUUUUCAGUCAUUCAGCUUCAGCAGUGGGGAUAAAGCUGCUGCCGUGGGUUAUUUUUGUUUUUAUUAAAUUUUGUUUGAGACAGCUUUCUUAGUGUUUCUUAAAGUAAUUUUUAAUUUUUAAAUUAAAAAGUUGUUUUAAGAAGCAGUAGUAGAGCUAUUCCAAACAGAACCUUAAUUUUAUCGGAAUGAUAUUCUAUGGAUUACAAAAGGAGAUUUUUUUUGCUCA
This is a messenger RNA of Dendrobium catenatum, 2960 nucleotides long. RefSeq names its product activating signal cointegrator 1 complex subunit 2. Lineage: Eukaryota; Viridiplantae; Streptophyta; Magnoliopsida; Asparagales; Orchidaceae. The record is from RefSeq and is a predicted model, not a curated record. Bases 70 to 2583 code for a protein of 837 amino acids. Gene Ontology annotation, molecular function: ubiquitin binding. The transcript is spliced from 9 exons.